CAUAUAAACAUCGUUAACGAUUUUAUGCUACUACUCAUAUUGGAAUGUACACAUAUAGGAAUUUACACAUUGUGUGAUAAAAUGAAGUGUAUUUAACAAUGACGUCAUUAAUAAAAAGACCUUUCGUUGGAACGCCAUCAUAUUUCGUAUAAUACGUUCUCUUUAUGCACAUUUUACUCCAGAAAAGGAAUAUCUCAUAAAAACCACCAACAUUCGCCAGUGUAAACUUGAAUACAUCCUCUUCAUAGAAGCUAACUAAUAAAUCUCAAUAAAAUGAGCAAAGCAAAUGGAACAACGCCUCCGCAAUAUACUUACGUUCCUCCGCCAUCGGCGCCACCAUCUUAUCAGGAAGCUGUUGGUGGGGUUAAACCGGUUGGACCAUUUACCCCAAUCGCCGCACCUACUGUUCCAUCAUCCAACAAUGCAAUUGUAACCACGGUUGUGCCUAUCGCUCGAACCGCUACACAUAUGAUAUGUCCUUCUUGUCAUGUCGAAAUCGAAACUACUACGCGAACGGAACCUGGCAUGAUCGCCUACUUGUCAGGAUUUAUAAUAGCUCUAUUAGGUUGCUGGCUUGGUUGUUGCCUUAUACCAUGUUGUAUAGAUGAUUGUAUGGAUGUACACCACACCUGUCCAAAUUGCAAAGCUUAUCUCGGACGUUAUCGGCGGUAAACUAAAAUUCACUUUAUUCUAAAAUGUGAAAUAUCCCAAGUGGUAUUUAUAAGAUUUUGUAGGAUGAAAACUCUUUUAUUAAUAACGAAAUUAUAAUGAAUAUUUGCAACAAUGUAAUCAACAUUAAUUAACAAAAAACGUCGCCAACAAUAAGCCUAAUCUUAAAAAAAUCUUACAUUAGUUUUGGUUUUACGAGUACAAACAUAUACGUACAUAUGAAAGAAACAAACAAUUGGAUGUAUAUUUCAAAUUUUUUUUUUAACUUUAUAAUGUUGUAAAGAUCAUAUAAAACUAUAUCGAAUAUAUGCGAAUGCUCAAAAUA
Messenger RNA from Bactrocera neohumeralis, 994 nucleotides. RefSeq names its product LITAF domain-containing protein. The record is from RefSeq and is a predicted model, not a curated record. Lineage: Eukaryota; Metazoa; Arthropoda; Insecta; Diptera; Tephritidae. The coding region runs from base 274 to 672 and encodes 132 amino acids. Gene Ontology annotation, molecular function: zinc ion binding. The transcript has 3 exons.